Messenger RNA from Phyllotreta striolata, 6930 nucleotides. The record is from the annotation of a GenBank genome assembly. NCBI's taxonomy places the organism in Eukaryota, Metazoa, Arthropoda, Insecta, Coleoptera, Chrysomelidae.
CGAGAAGCGGCGGUAUCAGCACCAGACCGAAGUAAAGCCAGAACAGAGCAUAGGGCGCGAGUGAGAGACGAUAACGAAGGAAAAGAGUAGAAAGCAGCGCAGCGCAACGUUAUGUUUCGGCGUUAGUGGUAGUGGCAGCGGCACAGCGGCAGCGCAGUAGCAAUUCGACAGAGGAGCUUACGACUCGGUUCUCGACAUGGUUUUGGUUUUAGUACACGACUCUUCACUCUAACAACAAAACAGUAAACAUGAUAUAACCUAAACUUCACCUAAUUAUCGGUAGCUAAUCGUAUGUAUAUAGAAGUGUAUGUAUAACAAUUUAUCUGAAAUACAUACACGGGUAUACAUGCAUGUAUGUACAUGUAUAUGUGUCGAAUAAAAAUACGCUAAACUCGAGCAUUUAAAAUUUUGUGAAACUAAAGAAAUGUUUAAACUAAAUUCUAAAACAACUAAAUAAUAAUGUUAAAAGAAAAUCGCUUUAAAAUCAACUUAAAUGCAAAUGUUUAAAACAUCGUUCACCAUUGGCCCAAGAUAGUUGGUUCUGCUAUUGCUACUCAUGGAAAUGCAGCAUUGUUACUACUUCAAAAGAAGGCCACGAUUACUGACGCUCAUACUUCUUUUACACAUCUGUCUAUCGCUACCAAAUGAAUCUUGGGCUGGAUACAACGAAAAAAAACUCCUCCGUAAACUUUUAGACGACUAUAAUGUAUUAGAACGACCUGUUGCAAAUGAAUCUGAUCCUCUCCAGUUGAGUUUUGGUUUAACUUUAAUGCAAAUCAUUGAUGUGGACGAAAAAAAUCAGCUCCUUAUCACCAACAUUUGGCUGAAACUGGAAUGGAACGAUAUGAAUUUGAGAUGGAAUUCUUCGGAAUUCGGUGGGGUGAAAGAUCUCCGUAUUCCACCCCAUCGACUGUGGAAACCGGAUGUUCUCAUGUAUAACAGCGCUGAUGAAGGCUUCGAUGGGACCUACCCCACGAACGUGGUCGUCCGAAAUAACGGCAGUUGCUUGUACGUUCCACCCGGUAUAUUCAAGAGCACGUGCAAAAUAGACAUAACAUGGUUCCCUUUUGAUGAUCAACGCUGCGAAAUGAAGUUUGGAAGUUGGACGUAUGAUGGAUUGCAGCUGGACCUUCAACUGCAAGAUGACGCUGGAGGAGACUUGAGUAGUUUUAUUACAAACGGCGAAUGGGAUUUGUUGGGUGUACCAGGCAAACGCAACGAAAUCUACUACAACUGUUGCCCGGAGCCGUACAUCGACAUAACGUUCUUCAUCCUGAUCCGCCGACGCACGCUCUACUAUUUCUUCAAUCUGAUAGUACCGUGCGUGCUCAUCGCGUCCAUGGCCGUGCUCGGGUUCACGUUGCCGCCCGAUUCGGGCGAGAAGCUCUCCCUCGGCGUGACGAUCCUCCUCUCUCUCACCGUUUUCCUGAACAUGGUCGCCGAAACGAUGCCUGCCACUUCGGACGCCGUGCCGCUCCUCGGCACUUACUUCAACUGCAUCAUGUUCAUGGUCGCUUCCUCCGUCGUCUCCACGAUACUCAUCCUCAACUACCACCACAGGAACGCCGACACGCACGAGAUGUCCCAGUGGAUUCGAGUGGUGUUCCUGUGCUGGCUUCCGUGGAUAUUGCGUAUGCACAGACCGACCGAGAAGAACUCGUUCGUAUCGUCCCCGAGCCGAUCGGCGACCGCCGAACGGAAGCCGAUGCACUUUCCGGAAGUCGAAUUGAAGGAACGCUCAUCGAAAAGUCUAUUAGCCAAUGUUUUAGAUAUAGACGACGAUUUUAGACAUAACUAUAGAGGCGGGGGAACGCCGACGCCGCUCCAACCUGCUACGUUUUUUAGAACAGUUUAUAGGCAAAACGAGGAGAGCGGAACGAACGGUAACGGAGGCGGCGGUGGCGGUCCUCGUUUGCACGAUUCCAUCGUGGCGAAUCACGCCUGUAUCGGCGCCGAUUACGAAUUAGCAAUGAUUCUGAAGGAGAUCCGUUUCAUAACUGAUCAAAUGCGAAAGGAUGACGAGGCCGCUUGCGUCACCAGAGACUGGAAAUUCGCGGCAAUGGUGGUAGACAGACUGUGCCUUAUUAUAUUCACUCUGUUCACUAUCAUCGCCACGUUAGCGGUGCUCUUCUCGGCACCCCAUAUCAUAGUAUCGUAGCCAACCCCUGUUCCCGUCCCUCUGCAAAUCCCAACCAUAUUAUUACUAUUAUUAAUAAUAAAAUAGACGGAUAGUGACCUUCCUCUUUCAUAUACUACACAAUGGGUUGCGACGUUUUAAUAGAGCUUGGUUCGCCGUACCGUUUUCAUUUCUCAAUCCAAUUUGAUAUUAACGAUCGAUGAAACCAAAUAACGUUCGAGCUUAAUUCUCGAUACAAUGGGCGUUUUUGAACACGACUGGCUUGGGACGGACAAGCUUCAAGUUUCAUCAGGUGAGCCAAUUCGGGAUCUGAAAAAUUCAUAAAGGAUAUUAAAACGAAUGUAGUGAAUAUCCCAUUUUGAUUGACAAUUAAUCUGCAUUAAAGAUUUUUGUCGAUAGUGUCCUCUUGCGUGGGCAAUUCAUUAUAUUUUUCCAUUGUCGCUGCGGCUUUCGACAUUUUUAUACAAAAAAAACCAAAAAAAAAACAUAGAAAGUCUUCCUAUUUGUGGAUAAAAUCGUUUGCCCAAUGUGUACAUAUUAAAUAGGAUAUAAUCUAGUAAAUGGUCUAUCAUUUGGUAAUGGUAAUUUUUGUACCCGAUUCGGUUAUUUUCAUCAGGUUAAUUAGGGUAUUAACAUAAUCAUACUGUGAUAAUUCAAAUUAAUCGUUGAGUUUCUCAUGUUUAUGAAAGAUUUCUGUAUAUAGCUGCUCUUUGGAUAUGCUAACUGCUCAGCUUCAAUCUAAUAACUGAAGACUAAUUUAGUUGAGGCUCUUAAUCGCUUUUCGAGAUUUUCAGGUACACAUUUUGAUGCCAUAUUAUAGCUAGUAGGGAGGUGAAUAGGUAAAAUUAGAGAGUACCUGUUACGUUGGAACCUACUGAAUCGACUAAAUUAGUCCAAGUUGCUUACACUACUGUGAUUUUGUCGUUCGGCAAUUAAAAUCUUCUUCUUUGUUAAUUAAUCUAUCACAUUCUGAUGCUUUAAGACAUUACAUUCAUUACCGUGGAUACAGGUAUGAUUGAGUUAUUCUUCCUAAUACAUAGUUUUUGAAACUAUAAUUACAACUAUUUCUUGUAAAUUUUUAAAAUAAUUAUGCGUACCAUUGUUAAGAUAAUUUGGUGUAAAAUGGAUUAAAAAGUGCAAAUUUCAAGUGUUCUACGGUCUUUUGAGAGGUCGGAAAAAAAGCUUUAAUUUAAUAUACAUACCUACUAUAUUGCGACGUUAAGAAAAUGUUAAGAGUAUUCUAUUAAAGUAGUUAAUUAAUUGUAUCUGUUAAUCGAUUUUCUUCUGCUCUCUACUUUAAGAAGAGGAUAAAAAGGUAAGUUCUUGAACCGAAUUAAAUCUAGAAAAUACGCCAUUAUUCCAAUAAUUUUAUUGAUGUCAAUUUUAAACAUAUAUAAUUAAAAACAAUUUAAAACUCAAUUAUUAAAUCAAAACGACAAUAAAUAUUAAUGAUUUUAAAUAAUGACAUUUAUAUACAAAACAUUAACUUUAAAGUGUGUUAUUAAUUAUCAUUUCAUUAAAACAAAUACCGACUAAAUAUCUAAUAAUAAACGUGAUUUAACUAACAAAAAUUUGAAAAAUAUAAUUCAGAAUACCGUGAAACACUUUUAGUCUAGGGAAAUUGAAAUUUUUUAACAUUUAGAAAAAUGUUCUUGUUGUAAAUACAAUUAAAUAUGCACAUGAAGAAUUUUAUAAACGGUUUUUGCUUUCUAUGUUCACACUUAAAUGUGAUGCAUCGGGUAACACCGAUCAAAAAACUCUUAGUCAAUAUUUUGAGCAUUAAAUGCAUUUUUUUUACAUUCUUCAAUAAGACUUUGUUUCGAUAAAGUAUAUAUGUUAUUUGCAGUUUUAUUUUCAUUAAAUUUUAGAGCACUUACAUAUUAAUUGAACAUCACCUAUCGUUGAUUCAUUAACUGAAUUAAUAAUGGUGGUUGUUCUUUACAAAUAAUGUGAACACUGAUGAAUUUCGGUAGAUCAUAUUAAUCAAAAAUUGUAUUUGAAACGUUAUAUUGCAAACCUAGUAGCUUUUAUAAAGUAUACUAAAAGUUUUAGCUUAAUUGCAUAGAUUGAAAUAUUUUUGGUAAGUUAACAUAGCGUAGCGUUCGUUUCGUGCUGGAUGUAUGUUUAUUUAAAAAAAAAUAAUAAAACUGAAGCAGCCGUUGUUAAUUUUAAAAGUUUAGGUUGUGCAGAAUAAAUCCCAAUAUGUACGAGGGUCCAAAUUCUACGUGAAUCAAAAUUUUCUAUGUUCUCGUCUGAAGGUUUUAUUUCCAUAUAUAAAGAAUCGAGAAAUGCCAAAAGUUACGUAAAGAGAGAUCUCAACAUAACAUCUUCAAAUCGUAUAAAAAUAAAACAGAAUUCAAGCGAUUUUUUUGUUUCGAAUAAACGCUGCUUAGGUCACAAAUUAAAAAGGUUUCUAGCGCUUUCUAGUGGAUGUCACAUAUCACUUUAAUCUACUCGCUUCCAAAAAUAAAAUGUUUUAUUUCACGUACAAAAAUUAGUUGUAAUUCAUAUAUAAAAAAACCAACUAAAUAUGUGAAUAAGAAAUAGCUCGAAAGUUUAAUCUUAUAUCGCCCAAAGUUACAGCGAUGUGUAAGUUUCUCUUUCAUAUAUUCAAAUAUAUUGUUUGUUUUUGGAAAACGUAUUAAUAUUCCGAUUAGGGUGGUUAAUAAAUAGUUAACAUAAAACACGUAACGAUUUUUUUUUCGACCAGUGAAAACGAUUCAAAGCCGGUUCUGUACAUCCUGCUCAGAAGUGAAGUGUUCAGUUUGAGAACCAGCUCUGAAUCCAUUUAAAUUAUAAUACCUGCAAUGACAAUAUUUUAAUUAUACUUAUUAGAUGUUACGUAGUUUUUUUUGUAAAGAAAAUGUCACAUCUAAAAAAAAUAGCAUUGAUUUUCGAAAUCAAUUUAAUAGAGUAGCUGAAACUAAUAUUCAAUAUGCAUUAAAUAAAAAUAAAUAACGUGGAUGCUGAUAUUUUCUCGUUUUAAAAUGAUGCUAUCGAUUUGGGAUAGCUUAUCCAGAUUAUGUGCACCGGCCAUGAGUUGGAUACGUCGUCGCAAAUAUUUUGGAAAUUAUUUCGACAAUAUAUAAAUCUUUUGAUUUAUUUUAAAGGCUGGAUUUAGAAAAUAACUCGUAAGAAAUAAAUAAAACAAGUCUUUGAAAACGUCGGUUGUAGACCGGACGUUUCUUGUUACUUAGUAAUUAAAUAUUAAUAAAAUAAAAUAAAAUUAAAAAAAAAAAACAUAAAUAAAGUUAAUAAUUUAAUAAAAAAACAACAUAGUUGACAGUGUUUAUAGUGUUCUUAUAUCUAAAUAUAUAUAUUAUACAUAUAUAACUAAAAUAAAUGGCGUGAGAACGUCUACUAAAUAAGAACUGAUUAAAUAAACAAUUUGGUUUUAAAAUAAGGUUUAAAAAAUGACUCAAGUAAGUGUCCUCUUGAGUGGUUUUGCUUAAAUCCUUUGCGGAACGAAUUGUGACGUCGGUCUGUUCUUAAUUACCUAUUAAAUUAAUGUUAAGAUGACAAUUAAAAAUUGAUUGCACUUUACCGUUAGCUAUUUCAAAUCCAGACUUAAGUAAGAGUAAAACAACUUAGCUAAACCAAAUACGGGUAAUUCUAAACAAAACUUUUAAGUUUUGAAAAAAGAAACGCGUGAAGAUGAAGAUUGUAUAUUUGAAUAUGUAAGCGCUUAGUGUCAUCUAUAUCUCCUAAUGGCUUAAUAAACUGAGGGUAUGAGGUGCUAACGCUUGUCAAUUCGACGGACAUUUUCUAUAGUUAAUGAUUGUUUAAAAAAAUGUAACUUUUUCAAUAAUAUCCGUAUACUAUAAGAUUAUUUUAAUAAACUACCUAUUUCUCCAGUAAUACUAAUUACAAGAUACCUGUCUCUACUGAAAAUAAAACAACCUUGAAUAAAAAGCAAUGUUUCUUUUACCGUCAUUAAAUUUAAGCUACUUUAAAAAAAUUAGCUACUAGCUUAAAUUAUGUAAUCUAAAUGUUUAUAAUCUUCUAUUCAAAUUAUAAUUGAGAAGUAUGAACUAAGCUAAAGCUAAGCAUCAGUUUUGGAGGGCCUCUUUUAAUGGCAAAUUUGUGUGGCCGCACUGCAGUAAAUGUAAGUACUACUCGAUAAAUAGCUGUAAGACACUAAACCUCAUCACCUCAUAUUUAUAUGCAACCGUGGGUUCUGUACAUUUUAUUAAAAGUAGAUUUUAAACUCGAUAUGUACACAUUUGGGAUUAAAUGUGGCCCUAACAAAAACCUAACAAGUAUUAUAUAAAACAAACGUAUAGUUCACCGAUAUAAUUACCUAAUCUGCAGCAAUUUCAGUGUUUGUCUUACUACUUCACUUAAUUUACUUUAAGAAGAAAAGUAAAUGAUAAAUUCCCUUAUCUUCUAAGGCUAUGGCGUAUUCCUGUAAACUAUAUACUUAAUCUAUUAAAAAACGUAUAGGUAUAGUGACUUUUUUGUUGCUUUUUGCUUGAGGUCAUUUAAUUUUUCCAAUAUUUUCAGUAGAUGAAAUCUAUUAAUUUAAAAAUGCUCGGAUUUAACUAAAUCUUUGAAAAUGACAAUCCAUUACUGGUCACUAAAAUAAUGACUUUAAAAACAAAAUGUAAUAGUUCGAACAUGGGCUGUUGGAAUAGGUUGCGAUUAGCGAUAGUAAUUGAUCUCAAUAUAAUUAAAUCGUUCUUCGCAGUCUAUAGUUACAUCACUGUAAAGUGCUGUUUUCUACCAAACUGUUGUAAAUUUUAUUACAUAGAUUGAACUUUGUUAAAUGAAUUUUAAUUAAAGAUUCAGACAAG